UCGAGCAGCAGACUGUGGCGGCGGAUCAGCGGGGCGGUGCGCAGAGCUCGACAAGGCAACACUGUAUUUCACCCACCUCCCCCUCUGCCAGAUACAGAGAAACGACCGAGAGGAGGGAAAAAAAGGGGGGUUUACGCAUCCCGUUCAUUUCCAAGAGUUCUACCAACUUCGCCGGGCCGGUGUGCUGAUCUCCUCGGCCGGCCGUUCGCUGCGGACCAGGAGAACCGUAAAAGUUGAGGAACUAAGACAGGCUCGGCGCCUUGCAGGUGAUCUGUUGCGGUGCUGUGUGCAGAGAGGCGACACCCUCCCCCCCCUCCUUCCCCCCAUCCUCCCCGAAGGAACCCCGCAAGUGUUGGAAACUUCCCCCAGCGCAGCAUCGAUCGCGGACCUCCCGCCCACUUCUCCUCUGCUCCACAACGCUGGGAAGGAGGGAGCGAGUCCUGCAGCCGCUGCGGUGGAUGGAGGGAGCGACCACGGCUAAACGGUUCCUCUAGAAGCGCUGCUGCUUUGAUACAAACCGCAACUCUCCUUCGCCCAUCGCCUGCUGUAUCUCUAAAACUACUAUUAAAACAAUUACAUAAACUGCAAAGCCGUAGCCGCUUGGAUCUCAUUGUUUCGGGGGGGGAAAAACCAGGUUGUACUUCGUGCAAACUCCGGCAGCCGAAAGGAAUCGACGUAGAAAUUGAUGCUCUGGCACAGAGACGCGCAACUCUAGACCCUCUAGUUUUGCGAAAAGUCUCCUACUGCGCAGCGAGGGAGAAGCGAGGGAUUUCCGAAGUGGGAUUUUGCAGAAGUUGCAUGCUCGGUCUUUGUCGUCUCGAGUGAGCGCCCCCCCCCCCUACAAUCCUCCCGUCCAUCCACUCUCAGGUUGUCAGACCAGAUCCGGAUAGUUUGAGGAGGCGCCAUGGCGAUGUGUGCGGGGAUAUGGAUACUGCUCGCAGCGCUGCACGUCCAAGCUGGCGACGGCCAGAUGGUGCAGAUGGACUCCAGCAAGUCCGGCUUCGUGGGCUCACAAGUGGAGCUGCGCUGCAUCUUCAUCAACAGCAACCCGCCGGUUAAGAUCUCCCAAGUCACCUGGCAGAAGGUCCUCAACGGCACCAAGCAGAACGUGGCCAUAGCCAACCCGGCCCUCGGCGUGUCUGUCCUGUCGCCCUUCAAGGAGCGCGUGAGCUUCAAGCAGGCAGCUGUCCGCCACCGCACGCCCUCGCUGGAGGACACCACCAUCGUGUUCUCCAGCCUGCAGCUGUCCGACGACGCCGCCUACAUCUGCGAGUACACCACGUUUCCCGCGGGGAACCGCGAGAACACGGUCAACCUCACUGUUUUCGCCCGACCUAUGACACGUAUGACCUUGACAACGCCUACGAUAGUGGCCAGAGCCUCCAAGCGCAAGAUGACCGUUGCCACUUGCGUGUCGGCCAACGGGAAGCCCCAGAGCGUGAUCAAAUGGGAGACCAGGUUGAAGGGCGAAGCCACCCUCCAGGAGACGCGCAACCAGAACGGGACGGUGACGGUACGGAGCAACUACGUGGUGGUGCCGAGCCGCGAGACCCACAAGCAGAAGCUCACGUGCAUCGUCACGUACCGGAGUGAAAGGAUCACAGACAGCGUGGUGCUCAACGUGCAGUACGAACCUGAGGUGAAGAUUGAGGGCUUUGAUAAAAACUGGUACCUGAACCGUCAGAAUGUUCAGCUGACCUGCAGAGCCGAUGCCAACCCCCCUGUCACCAUCUACCAGUGGAAACUGUUGAACGGCUCCCUGCCCAGCAACGUGGAGAUCAAAAACAACACCCUGUUCUUCAAGGGGCCGGUGACCUACGACCUGGCCGGCACCUACGUCUGCGACGCGACCAACGGCAUCGGGACUCGCACCGGCAUCGUGGACGUCAACAUCACAGAAUUCCCUAACAACCUGAGCACCCCGGGCUAUGAGAUCCCGUUGGAGCAGCACAAUGCAGGUGUCGCCAUCGGGGUCGCAGUGGGGGGAGUGGCCCUGUUAGGCGUGGCGGCCGUACUGCUCUUCGUAUUCCUGCGCCGCCGGCAGCGCACCUUCAAGGGGGACUACAGCACCAAGAAACACGUGUUCGGUAACGGGUAUAGCAAGGCCGGCGGCCUGCCCGCGCACCCGCCCAUCCCCAAGAACCUCCAGUACCCCGACGACUCGGACGACGAGAAGAAGCCGACCCAAAUCGGCGGCCCCGGGGGGUUCGAGGCGAGCGAGUGCAAUUUUGACGGAGAGCAAGAGGACCUGAAGAGGCCCUAUUUCACUGUGGACGAGGCGGAGAGCCGAGAUUAUGACGAGCGGACUCUGGCUUUCCAGUAUGACCCUCAGGCCGAGAUAGCCGACGACAUGAUCUCUCAGACCGACGGCUCUGUCAUUUCUAAGAAAGAGUGGUACGUGUAGUGGCAUGCAGCAACCAAACCAAACCCUCCUCACCCCUUCCCUCACCCUCCCCCCCUCACCACCCUCCCCCACCAACAAACCCCACCCCACCUGCAUUCCACUGCACUGUUCACUUCUGUCAUUAUUUCCCGCCCUACCAUUCGUCAGACUGCACCCUCCACAGUCCCGUUCCUCUUAUGGUCUAUCUAGGUACCCCCCUACCACUAGCCCCCAACUCCACCCCCCCCCCCCACCAACAACAUCAUCCAACUAAUCUCAAUUAGAAAAAUUCGAGCGCCUAGUGCUAGUGACAUGUGCUCCUCAACAUGACAGCAUUGGUGUCAGUUCCAUGAGGUGAAUGAGCAAAGAGUACGAACCAAGGUAUGUAAGUGACUGUGGUCCAUCAGUACUGGUGUAAUAUUCAUUUUGUGUAUUUCCUCAUGAUAUAAAUGUAUUAAAUGUGUGAAAAGAGACUACAGGUUGAGGUUUUUGCUGAGCACACUUGUGAAGGUCCUACACUGGAUUUGCGACCUUUUUUUUUUUUUUUUUCAUUGCCGUUUUUGGUUUUUUUAUAAUAUCUUUUUGUAUUAUUUUUAAGUGACCAGAGAAUUGAGAGUUAAAUGUUUGACAUGAUUACAGGUGGAGUUGUAAGUGUUUGUAAUUUUGUGGUCAGAUGUUUCAGAGAAAAAAAAAAAAAAAAAAAAAGCCCCACAGCACCUGUACCAUUUCUGCCGUUCCGCACUGGGGAUCGCGUCAAUGAAAAGACUCAUUUUUUGUAUUUUCACUGCAUUACGAGCAGAUGUGUUAUUGCUGUUUCCCCAAAACACGCUUAGUCCUUCUUGAUCUCCCUCCCUGGUUUUAUUUGUUUCCUAAGAACAAGUUGGCCUACUGUGUGUUUUCACACUACCCCCAAAUUUCAAUUAAGUUUAAUUAGUUUCCAAAUCAGUAAAUCAGAAUAAGGGGGGAAGAGGAGGGCUGAACCACUUUCUUUCCGUAGUGCAUCACAGCAUCAAGUUUUGGUGAGUCUGUUUCAAUUACGCCCUGAAAUGUCAUGAUUUUCAAUUGACUUGAACAGAUUGACCUUUGCUCACGAGCUCUACAUCUUACCCCUAUAAUGAAAUGUCCGUUUCUCUCUGUGCUGAGGUGUCAUAUUAAUGUUUGGUUCUGACCCUCCUUUUAUCAAAUGGAUGUCGCAGAAAAGUGUCUGUGGAAUUUCCCAAUAAUGACUUUUAUCUCUCCUUAUAAUUGUGUGACUCUGCUGGAGAUCUUGUUCACACAGACACACACACACACACAUACACACACUUUUACCCACAACACCCCUCCACGCUUACACCAACAGCAUUUCUGUGAGGAGUCGUCCAUGGAUCUCAAGGACACGGAUGUGAGGGAAAUGUCGACAGAUGCCAUGGAAGAAACAUUUUAACAUGUAAAGGGAAUUACCAACAAGAAGGUGUCCAAUAUGUCACCUGCUGCUUUGAUUAGUUUGUCCAUCUGUUAUUAAUUCAUUUUAGUUUUCAUCUGAAUUUAGGUCUGUCAGAAGUCAGAAAUGUCCAUUACACAAUAUUCACCGAAAGGCUUUUGCUUCAAGCUAAAAAAGGGACAAAUUAAAUGUGAAACAUCAGAUAAAACAGCAUUUGAGUAAUGUCCUGGAUAUAAAUGCUAUGAAUACUAUAUCAAGCUUAUGCAUUAUUUUAUGCAUGCUUUUUAUUUGUGUUGGCGAUGCGUACGUCACGUUUCUUUCUGUAUCGAUUUCCGUGCGUUUGUCUUCAUUUGCAAUUCUAAAAAUGACUCAGUAUUGUCAGUAUUGACUGAGGUAUGAGUCCAUGGAUAAGUAGUAAAAAAAAACAUAUAUAUACACAUAUGUAUUUGAAAAAAUAACACCUCUCUUUGAGCAGAUCUCUCCAUCAACUUGAGAUUUAAAUAUCUUAAAAUCUGUGUUUGUCUACUGUAUCUUUUUAGAUGAGCAUGUUAAUCACAAGCCUCAAUUUAAAAAUUGUACUUCCAAAAGAAAUUGACAUCUCAAAAGUGGGAAAUAUCCCAUUCUGAUUAAAAUGAGUCUGCUGAUUUCUGUUUUGUUCAGUUAAAUUUUCUACCGCCAUUUUCGUGUCUUUUGUGGUUCAGUGUAAUUUUCAAAAGAAAAAGUCAACCACAGUUGCAAGAUCUAUUUUUUUUAAAUCACAAUUUCAUUGCCUUUUAGUUUAUUGAUCGCCUCUUGGUUAUCUGAUUUGCUGUAACAUUUUAAUUCCACGUAGUUUACAUGUUGCAGCAUAAUAGAGACAAACGAUUUUAUCUUAUCUUCUUGUAUUCAGUGCCUAUAUAAGUCCGAAGUCGCAACAGUUGCUGCUCCAACAAGUUAUCCAUGCCGUAGAAUGUCGUCAUAGACGAAUAUUGAGAUAUGACGCGUACUGCUAAAUUGAGAUCAAACCUUCACCACUUUCUCGCACAGCGCUGACCUUUCUAAGCACAACAAUUAUAAUUAUAAUAAUGGAGUAAAAGGAGAUUUCAUUGAAAUGUUUUCAAAAAGUGCCGCAAAGAAAAGCUCAACUUGACCCCCUUUGAAAAGCACAAGUAUAAAGGUUUCAUUGUACACUUUUCCUGCAUCCAUUAGGAAACCACUGGCACGCUUGUACGUGUUGGAGGAAUUAAAACCUUUUCACAUCAAGGUUGUCGUUGUGUAUACUGGUAGAUGUGAACAUUGUCUUCAUGUUGUCGGGGUGUUAUGAGUUCCUAUUUUGUAAUAUUGACUGUAACUCCAUUCCAUCCUAAUCUACUUUUUGUAUCCAGUAUGUUCAACAUUCCACUGUAAAUACUGUACAUACGGUUGAGAUAAUAGUUGGGAUUUAUUUAGGGACAACUGUGUAGGGACCCUGUUUAUGUAAAAUAUACCUAUUUUGACUGCAAGCCUAGAGAAUCGAUGAUGGAUAGAAGAAGCCGAUAGCUUAUUUCCAAAGUCCCACCUAGAAAUGCUCCUCCGGUACGUUUUUUGAUAUGCCACUAGCGGCUUUGCUGUCAUACAAAAGGGGUGACGUAUACAGUAUGUCCAUUUAAUGUUAUUGAGAGAAAAUCUAAAAGAGAGAAAUUGUCUGUAUGCUGCCAUGUGAAUGUAUAUUUCUGAGGGUGUUACAAAUAUAAAAAAAAAUCUCCUGUUUAAUUGUGAUGACCCAGUGAAGUAACUUGUAUUUGUUUUAAGCAUUAAAUAAGUUCAAUAGUCAACAAUA
This is a messenger RNA of Gasterosteus aculeatus aculeatus (three-spined stickleback), 5604 nucleotides long. RefSeq names its product nectin cell adhesion molecule 1b (gene nectin1b). Gene Ontology annotation, biological process: heterophilic cell-cell adhesion; protein localization to cell junction; homophilic cell-cell adhesion. Gene Ontology annotation, cellular component: adherens junction. The record is from RefSeq and is a predicted model, not a curated record. NCBI's taxonomy places the organism in Eukaryota, Metazoa, Chordata, Actinopteri, Perciformes, Gasterosteidae.